Mycena indigotica is the source of this 321-nucleotide messenger RNA. RefSeq lists its product as uncharacterized. The coding region runs from base 31 to 321 and encodes 96 amino acids. The transcript is spliced from 4 exons. The record is from RefSeq and is a predicted model, not a curated record. NCBI's taxonomy places the organism in Eukaryota, Fungi, Basidiomycota, Agaricomycetes, Agaricales, Mycenaceae.
AAAGAUGGAGGACGGGCGAAUUCGCAAGCCAUGCGCCCUCAAGCACCCAUCGUUUCUCUAGUCGCCGCUCUCGCUCUUGGUUUCGUCAGCGCCGCACCUGCUGGCAUAACAGCUGCUGUUGUCGACGCUGCGCUCGUCAAGAAGCAAUGCAUUAUCUGCCAUGCUAAGGAGCCCAGCCCCGACGUGGUUCCGAAUUUGCCAAUCACCAACAGAAUGCCCGAGGAACCUAGACCAGACGUGGUUCCAAAUUUGCCUAUCACCAAUAGGAUGCUCGCCGAGGUUGAGGGCAGAGACGAUGGAAUUGUAGGUCUCGCAUAUUGA